Messenger RNA from Uloborus diversus, 803 nucleotides. RefSeq lists its product as uncharacterized. The coding region runs from base 76 to 789 and encodes 237 amino acids. NCBI's taxonomy places the organism in Eukaryota, Metazoa, Arthropoda, Arachnida, Araneae, Uloboridae. The transcript is spliced from 2 exons. The record is from RefSeq and is a predicted model, not a curated record. Gene Ontology annotation, biological process: arachidonate secretion; phospholipid metabolic process. Gene Ontology annotation, molecular function: structural molecule activity; A2-type glycerophospholipase activity.
UCCACAAUGGAUUUCCAUUUUUGCAAUAGAAUAUGCUAAUACCCCAAUAGAAAUUAUGGACUUUUCAGAUGAAGAAUGCACUGGCCCGGGUAUAGAUAUUGCGGACCAGGUACCGACAUCAAAGCCAGCGACAGGAAAGGAGGACCAGUCAACAAGCUCGACGCAAUCUGCAGAGAGCACGAUAUUAACUUGUCAGAACACUCCCAGCUCGACAGAGAAACCGCCGAUAAAAUCUUUGAAGAAAAGGCAUAUCAGCAGGGUGUACUCGGAAACCUAUUUGCCCUCGCCAUCAACUUCAACGCCAAAAUUGCGAAAAACCCAGUCAUCGCACCUUUCCUUCCCGGUCAGAAAACUAGAAGACGACCUCGAGGAGGACCAGGACCAGACAGACAGCAACGAACACCAAAUAAAAGAUUCCGCCCCAGUUACGACCUGCGAAGCCGCUACAAACACGGAAAAUACCCCGGACUUAACCCAGGACAGCAACAGAUUCCAAUCAUGGCAAAUAACCAAGGAGAACCAGAAAUGGAUACUGAUGGACCAGGAAACCAGACUGAUGCAGUUCAAGGAGCAACUGGAGCAGGAGCCACUGGUGGAACAGGAGGAGGAGGACAAGUCCCCACAAUGAAUCCAAGACCUAUACAAACAGAAGAAUCCUACCUCUGGGAUAUGUGGAGACAAUCUACACCAGUUGUAGCAACUAAAAAACCUAUGAACACUCAAUGGAACGGCUGUAACGCCGUAGGUGCAAGAGGAGGACCAGCACAUGAUGGAUUCAUCACUUUGUAAAAUUUUUUGUAAAU